Molecule: messenger RNA, 2073 nt
Organism: Amyelois transitella
Lineage: Eukaryota; Metazoa; Arthropoda; Insecta; Lepidoptera; Pyralidae
Exons: 16
Coding region: 1-2037 (678 amino acids)
Biological process (GO): mitotic sister chromatid cohesion; replication-born double-strand break repair via sister chromatid exchange; synaptonemal complex assembly
Cellular component (GO): cohesin complex; synaptonemal complex
Molecular function (GO): protein binding; chromatin binding
Source: RefSeq, a predicted model, not a curated record
AUGUUUUAUCCGGCUGAGUCGUUAAAAAGAGGAGGAAGAUUUUAUUUGUGUUGGCUUGCUGAUUCGUGGCCGGAGCGUUUUGCUACGAUAUCGCAAAGACAAGUGUGGUCUCACGAUGUUAGAAAAAUAUGCGACGAUUUGUUGCAUGUUAUGACAAACGAAUCCGGGCGGCCAGUCAAUAGGUUUUCUCUUCGUCUUAGUUCUCAGCUAUUGCGCGGUCUUGUGAGGCUUUAUCAACGAAAAGUCUCUCUAUAUCUUGUUGAUCUAUGUAUGACAAACGCUAGCGUAUUCAGACAUGCCAAUAAAAAAUGGCAUAUAGCAGAGGUAACAUUGAAUGAGCAUGCCCUACAGCCUUUACUAAUUCUUGAGCAACCACAAGAGGUAGUACCGGAGCCUGAAAAUGAGCAACAAAUAGCCCAACUAAUUCAGAAUAGUGGAAAUGUAGUGGAUAACAUACAAGAUAUAACAUUAAAAGAAUCAGCAAUACCUGAUUAUCAACUGCCAUCGAAUGACGGAUUCGGUGAAGAGCAUCCGGGACAAGCAUUGCAGCUGUUGGUGGACCGCACAAUAGAAACCAUGCUGCACGCGGAUGCGCCCGCGCAGCAGCUGAGUGCGCGCGGCGCCGCGCUCGACGUGUCCGAGCUCGACAAGAGCCGCCUCGCGGCGCAUGACUUGCAAAUGGAAGCUGCCGCGGAAUUGGACCUUACUAUGUUUCGUAAAUCAACCAACCCAGAUUUAUUAGCUGCUGGCGAUUUUGAAAAAGACCAUCCCCUGGAAGAACAAGCAGAAAUUUCGCGCAUGCAGACAAUUCCAGAACCACCAGCUGAAAUUGAACUGCAGGAGCUGGAAGAACCACCAACAAAGCGUCGUCGCAUGAACAAAUUGAUAAUUGACAAGAACACGAAAAUUAGCGCCAAUAUACUGCAUGCAAGAAUUAAUAACCCCACAGUUGAAUUACGAUGCGAAGACCCUACAGAUGAUGUGAUCCAGUUAAGACUACCCGUAGACUUGUAUUUCCGAAGGCCGGCGCACGGCGGUUACAAAUUUAAAUACAACAUUGCGAACGCAAUAACUCGGCUGUUUUUGAGGAAUCUAGGAGUUGUUGCGAAUCAACUGGCCGUCAAAAGGGAAAUGGAGGAACCGAGAAUACACAGAUCGCUUCGACCCCGCGAAAGAUCGGUUCUUGAAAGAAUUGAGGAGGAAAUCGUAGUUCAGGGUGUCCUUCAACCAACUCAUCAACCAGUUGAUCAACAAGUCGAGCCUCCGGGCGAAUUGGACACUACCAAAGAAGCGGCAGGGGUUUUGAUUGAUCAACCGAUGCAACCAGAACAGCCUGUACAGAUAGAAGUUGAUAUAUCAGACAUGCCGACGCAAAAGUUGGACACUCUCUCACAGGCUGAAAAGAGGAAAUCUGAUGUUGAUACUUUAUCGCGUAAGAGACUUCGAGCCUCAGAUUUUGCAUCAUUCAGACUGAGUCAACAGCUGGCUAUUGAAGCAGAAGUAGCUACUGCAGAAGCAGAAAAAGAGAACAUACCACACCCAUUGAACCAGCAGUCUCCCACAAAAUCUCCUAACAAGUCCCAGAGGACUGUUCUGAGCAUGUUGGAACAGGCUGGCUUAGCGGAUGUAUGUGAACCGCGCGUUACUGAAACAAAUCCUGAAUCCUUGACGGAGAGGACCGCAAAGAGAGGUGGAAGUGAGGGAUCUGAAACUCCUUUAGGGAGCUUAGAUAGAACGAAGGUGUCCUUAGGGGACUCGGAUAAGACUACGGAUUCUAUUAGACAAAUUCGCGAACAAUGGGGAACAGUAGGAACUAUGACAAAAAUCAUGAAAGCCAUAAAGCGUGGUCCCAAACAACCAAUCACUGUGUGGUACCUAAUGAACAGAGGACCGAUUUUACAAGAAUAUAAAAAUGUGAUCGCCGCUCGCUGUUUCAGCUCUAUUUUAAAAUUAAAACAUCACGGUUUUAUUAUAGUCCGUAAAGAUCCAGAGACUUUGGAAAUAAGAGAUAUUAUUUUGGGACCCAGAUUUGAUUAAUAAACAUUUUUUAUUCAUUUUGAAGUACAUAUGUAC